This is a messenger RNA of Hordeum vulgare subsp. vulgare (domesticated barley), 1422 nucleotides long. RefSeq names its product zinc finger CCCH domain-containing protein 18-like. The transcript has a single exon. NCBI's taxonomy places the organism in Eukaryota, Viridiplantae, Streptophyta, Magnoliopsida, Poales, Poaceae. The record is from RefSeq and is a predicted model, not a curated record. Bases 292 to 1254 code for a protein of 320 amino acids.
CGGUGAGGACUAUCCUUCGAUUGAGCCGUUCAAGAGAACCCGAUCCAAUCGUAUCAAGAAAACGUAAGUAUUUGUCUUCUCCCACAAACCCCCUCAAGCUCCCUUUUAUUAGCUUCACGCUCAUAGCAAGAGGGAAACAUCCAAGGGAAUCAACAUCGUACGAAUUAGAGGGGCUGAACCGUGAAACAACCAGGCACUUAAAAAUUCCCACCACCCCCAGAUUUCCCACAGUCCUCCCACCACUUCGCCGCGCGCACAACGCACCACAGCCAAGCCGCACCACAGCACACGAUGACCGCCGCCGCCGACGACGACGCGCCUUCUGAUGACCCGCUUGCCGGUGGCGGGGACAGCGCCUGCUCCACGCCGUUCGUCAGCGCGCCCUCCAGCCCCACCCGCGACCCAUUCUCCGGCCACCACCACGCCGCGUGCUUCUUCAGCGCGCCGGCGAGCCCCACCCGCGGCGCCAGCAACGAGUUUGCCUGCGGCGGCCUCGAAUUUGACUUCGACUUCGACUUUUCCUCCCGGUUCCCGUCAUCCUCCGCCGCCGCCAUGUCGUCCGCCGACGAGCUCUUCCACAACGGCCAGAUCCGCCCCGUCCGCCUCUCCGCGAUGCUGCUCCAGCCGCACCAGCCUCAUCUCGCCUCGCCUUCACAGGCCCCCGUGGAGGUGGAAGAGGGCGAGCGCGGUCGCUUCUGGGGCCGGUCCGUGCACCACAAGGCGCGCUCCCUCUCCCCAUUCCGUGCCCACUGGAGGUCACCAUCUCCCGCGCCGCCGCCGGAAUCCGAGUCCGUACAGCCGGCGGCCACGCCCCCGGCCUCGCGCUCCUCGUCCUCCUCGUCCACUGCUUCGUCCGCAUCGUCCUCUUCCUCCAGGAGCUCCAGGCGUUGGGGCUUCAUUAAGGAUCUCCUCCACCGAAGCAAGUCCGACGGCGGCAAGGACAACCAGCACCCUGCCGCUCCUGCACCGCCGACUUUCCCAGCCACACCAAAGAGUAGCCCCUCUCCUUCUCCAUCGCCGGCGGCGGGCAGGAGUAGAGAGACAGGGAGGGGCAGGCGGAGGUCGGCGCAUGAGAGGCUAUACGAGGCGAGGAGGGCGGAGGCGGAAGAGAUGCGACGGCGCACGUACCUGCCGUAUCGGCAGGGUGGGCUGCUGCUCUUCGGUUGCAUCGGGCUCGGCAACCGCAGCGGCACCGCCGUCCAUGGUCUUGCUCGGGGUCUCAACACCGCCACGGCCGUCUCUUCAAGAUCAUGACAACACCUCGUACCCCUGCAUAUCCAUGGACGCAUCCGCUUCUCCGCUGGAGCUUCAGGUGUUCUUGGAGCUGGAUGGUCGGGGCAAUGCAUGUUAAUCAUGUUGCUCAUGUAGGAUUAGGAAAGAAAGCCAAACCGAGUUCUAGUAGUAUUAGGAUUCCUAGUCCUA